Molecule: messenger RNA, 1386 nt
Organism: Fomitopsis serialis
Lineage: Eukaryota; Fungi; Basidiomycota; Agaricomycetes; Polyporales; Fomitopsidaceae
Product: Rio2, N-terminal-domain-containing protein
Exons: 7
Coding region: 1-1386 (461 amino acids)
Biological process (GO): protein phosphorylation; maturation of SSU-rRNA
Cellular component (GO): preribosome, small subunit precursor; nucleus; cytosol
Molecular function (GO): ATP binding; protein serine/threonine kinase activity
Source: RefSeq, a predicted model, not a curated record
AUGAAGCUCGAUGCUACCGACCUGCGGUACAUUACCACUGACGAGUUCCGGGUGCUCACAGCGGUCGAGAUGGGCUCCAAGAACCACGAAGUCGUGCCCACCCAGCUCAUCGUCCAGAUCUCCGGCCUCCGCAACGGCGGCGUGAACAAGAACCUCGGCUCGCUCGCGAAGCGCAACCUCGUCGCGCGCGUGCAGAACGCCAAAUACGACGGGUACAGGCUGACGUACGGCGGGUACGACUACCUCGCGAUGCGGGCGCUCUCGAAGAGGGACUCGAUGUACUCCGUGGGGAACCAGAUCGGGGUGGGCAAGGAGUCUGGAAAGCGCGACUACAUGGGCAAGCGCAAAUCUGCCUCCUGGAUGUACAUGUCCGGCUCGCCGCCGAGAAAGAGUGGGCGUUCAUGUGCGUCCUGCACGAGCACGGCUUUCCCGUCCCGACCCGUCGACCACGCACGGCACUGUAUACUCAUGGAGUUCAUCGAUGCAUAUCCCCUCCGUCAGGUGGCGGACGUCCCCUCGCCCGGCAAGCUCUACAGCGAGCUGAUGGACCUCAUCGUGCGCUUCGCCCGCGCGGGGCUCAUCCACGGCGACUUCAACGAGUUCAACAUCCUCAUCCGGCGGGAGACCGGCGAGCCCAUCGUGAUCGACUUCCCGCAGAUGGUCAGCACGUCGCACUUCAACGCAGAAAUGUACUUCAACCGGGAUGUGCAGUGCAUCCGGAAGUAUUUCCGUAAGCGCUUCCGGUACGAGAGCAGCAUAUACCCGAAGUUCUCUAGCUCGAAGAAGGCGGGCGAGGGCGAGGGCGAGGAGGGUGACCAUUUUAGGCUAGAUAUCGUCGUGGCCGCGAGUGGGUUCAAGCAACGGGAUCAGGAAGCACUUGAGGAGUACAUGAACACCGUGUCAAAUCAGGAGCCGGAAGAUGAGAGCGACGAGGAGGACGAGGAAGAGGACGAGGAAGAGGUGGGCGAGGUGGGCGAGGAGGGUGAAGAGGAAGUGAAACACGCUGGCGAGGAAGAUAAUCAGUCACAACACCCUUCACUAGACGCAGAUCGGGACGACGCCUCUUCACAGUCCGACCGUCGCUCGGGAGCACCGUCACCAAGCUCCCGACACAGCUCCCGCUCCGCGUCCCCCUCCUCCCUCGCCGACCGCACCGCCGUGCUCUCGCUCUCCGCAUCGGAGCACCCGUCCUCAUCCACAGCGAAGCAGGCGGGUGCGGCGGCGGACUUCAAGGAGAAGGUGCACUCGGAAGUGUCGAAACGGCGCGCGAGGGAGGUGCGCAGAUACCACUCGAAGAAGGGUGCACAGCGCAUCGGGCGGCCGAAGGGCAGCAAGGCGAAGCAGGACGUGCGGGUCAAGAUGGACGGCGGCGGCUUCUGGGACUGA